Phanerochaete carnosa HHB-10118-sp is the source of this 231-nucleotide messenger RNA. RefSeq lists its product as uncharacterized. Bases 1 to 231 code for a protein of 76 amino acids. The record is from RefSeq and is a predicted model, not a curated record. NCBI's taxonomy places the organism in Eukaryota, Fungi, Basidiomycota, Agaricomycetes, Polyporales, Phanerochaetaceae. The transcript is spliced from 2 exons.
AUGUCCUGCAUCGGCACCAAGGUUGUCCUGCACGGCAGUGACUUUGACGAGGCCAAAACCAACCGGUACGAGACUGCACAGGGGAACACCCACCCGACGUUGAUCUCGCUCACGUCCCACACCUCGGGCACCACCAGCAGCGGCGCCAUGGGGCUGCUCGGCGCAAAGCUGUCAUGGCUCGCAAACGCCGCCAUGCGCAGCCCUUCAUGUGCACGACCAGGGGAGGCAUAA